Molecule: messenger RNA, 2147 nt
Organism: Ceutorhynchus assimilis (cabbage seed weevil)
Lineage: Eukaryota; Metazoa; Arthropoda; Insecta; Coleoptera; Curculionidae
Source: the annotation of a GenBank genome assembly
UAUCAUUCGAUUUAGUCUAGAUCCGCGAGGCUUUUUGUUGCGACACCUCGAUUUUUAUUAUUUUGCACGUGACUUUAGUUUUAGAGAAAAGCGUGUGAAAUGUGUAAAAUCUUACAGUUGAUGAUGGUAUAUUGAUAUACAUCUAUAGGAGCAAACAUGAGACAGACACAAGCUAAAGCUGUAGCUGGAAUGACCAGUGCGGUCCUCAAAAAGACGAAAAUGUCGAAAACCUCCGGCGAAAAGUCGGGAGAAAAAACCGAAAAGGACGACGAGAAAAGCGUAGAAUCGAUGACGUGGAAGGAAAGAUGGGAUUUUCUAAAGGGCAACAUCACAGUCGAACCGAUGCUGGCCUGUUACAUUAUACCGAGCGUUUUCGCCAGCUUGGCCACGCAAAAUUUAAAUUUAGAAAAAGCUUGCCGCGUUAACUUAGGAUAUUCAACUGAAGUCUGUGAUGCUCUUAGUGCUAGGAAAACUGAAAAUUAUACUUAUGAAGAACAAGAAGUCCAACAGUUGGUCGCUUCGAUGGGCGUAUGGAAAACGAUACUCCAAAGUGCUCUGCCAGCCUUCCUGAUAAUGUUCGUGGGUUCGUGGAGCGACCGCUGGGGCAAAAGGAAGCCUUGCAUGCUGCUACCGAUUUUCGGCGAACUUCUCACGUCGAUAGGCCUAAUCGUUUGCACGUAUUUCUAUUACGAACUUCCUAUGGAAGUUGCCGGAUUUAUCGAAGGACUUUUCCCAGCAAUGACUGGUGGUUGGUUCACAAUGUUCAUGGGAGUCUUCAGCUACAUCGCCGAUGUCACGACGGUAGAUACGAGAACAUUACGAAUUGGAAUCGUAAACGUCUUCUGCUCUCUGGGGAUCCCUAUAGGCUUGGCCCUAAGCGGAGUCCUAUACAAAAAAAUUGGUUUUUAUGGCGUCUUUUCGAUAUCUUCCUGCAUGUACGUGAUGGCACUCUAUUACGGUUACACGCAAAUCAAGGAGCCCAAGAAAAUCGACAAGCCCGUUUUGAAAAGCGUUCCUUGCGCCUUCUUCAGGGACUUUUUCGACGUCAGGCAUUUGGUGGACACUUUCAAAGUGGCCUUCAAAGCCGGACCGAACAAUCGGAAAAUGAAGGUUAUGCUUCUUAUGUUGGUUGUUAUGGUUGUAAUUGGACCCAUGCAUGGUGAAAUGAAUGUGAACUACCUCUUCACCAGAUAUCGUUUUAAUUGGGAUGAAGUGGACUAUAGUAUGUUUUCGACUUACGGAAUGAUCACCAAUUUAAUAGGAACAUCUGUAUCUGUAGGAGUUUUCAGUCACCAUUUGAAAAUAGAUGACGGUAUAAUUGGGAUUUACUCUUCAAUGAGUAAGAUUUUGUCCAGUUUUGUUUAUGGAUUCGCCACAACGUCUUUAGUAUUUUAUUUGGGCGCAAUCGUGGAAAUUCUAAACGGCACCUCGUUUAUCGCAAUGAGAUCUAUAGCUUCAAAACUGGUACCAUCAGACGAAUUAGGAAAACUGAAUUCACUUUUCGGAGCCUGCGAAGCCCUGAUGCCUCUAAUUUACGGCCCCAUGUACAGUGCCACUUACGCAGCCACAAUAAACACAAUGCCAGGAGCUUUUUUCAUUCUCGGCGGCGUUCUAACUAUUCCUGCUGUGAUAAUUUUUGGAUGGUUUUAUUGUCAACAUAAAAAAGACGCAAAAUUGGCCAGCUUGGACAAAGAAAACGGUAUUCCAGUAGUGAAUAAUACAAUUUCGGAAAUUGCCGUUUUCACUAUAGCGCCCAAAGAAGUUCAAAUUGGUUCGCCCGUUUUGAACGGCUUCAGAAAAGACGCUGUUCAAAAUGGAAUUGUUAAUAAAUCUUUCACGGACGACUCAGGAACAAUAAUCAAUGACAAUAAUAAGAAGUAUUAGUUCAAACGAUAAUUUUAUUUUUCCGGCAACAGUUUUAAUAAUUUACUUAAUUUUGUAUUUUAAGUUUUAUGUAUAAGUUGUUUUAUAAAUUUAAAUCAAGGCAAAUGGAUUUAGUAGGUAGUAAUCCAUUUAAAAAUUGUUUAUUCCGCUUUUAUAUUGACGCCCGUGGUGUUCUUUGUCUGUUGUGAUAAUAGAAUAGGCUUAAAAUUGUACAUAGAAUCAUUAUAAUUGUUAAGUAAUUAUGCAACAAUAAUUAAAAAUUG